Molecule: messenger RNA, 6033 nt
Organism: Echinococcus granulosus
Lineage: Eukaryota; Metazoa; Platyhelminthes; Cestoda; Cyclophyllidea; Taeniidae
Exons: 11
Coding region: 1-6033 (2010 amino acids)
Source: RefSeq, a predicted model, not a curated record
AUGCAACAACCAACACGACUGACGGAAGUGACAUCAGGGCUAGCUGAAGUGUCUGCUGCUGUUCUUUUAAUUAAAUACUGUAACGUAGAGUCACCUCUGCAGUUUGUUUACAAUAGCAUCUCCACCAGUGAAAUGGCCAAGCCCUUGACAACGGAUAGAGCGAUUAUGACAGCGGACGGCUUUGAGCCGAAAGUUACUACUACACCUGCGCCUGCGAAAGUUGUUCUUACACUAGCCAAGUCAGAAGUGUCCUACGUUCCUGAACUUCACACGACUGUGUCUGAAGGAGCGAUUCUGAAACCUGCAAUGAGAGCCGUUGAAUUGCAGGCAACGACAACAUCCGAAUCAUUGCUCUCUUCACCCAAGCGUCCGCUGAUGCAUUCGCUGGAAGUGCAGGCACUGAUGUCGCCUAGUCAAGCCGAAACGACAACUCACGUUACAGAGGUACCACAGAGUCUGAUUGUCACAUCGAUUGCAAUUCCGCAUCGCAUUACUACGUCAACGGCGACCAUGACUGAGGCGAUGAUUGAGCCCGCAAAGCCUAUUGUAUUGCACUCUGUUCCACCCACUGCCACAGCAACACCGAAGUCGGAAGUGACGUCGAGUUUCCUCAGACCAGACACCGUUUUCCCAUCGCAAGCACUUGAACGUCCAACUGAAGUAAUUACAAGUGAAUGGAUUUUGGAUCAUACGGACGCCGAGGCUUGGGCGCCAUUGAAGGAAAUGUCAGGCAUUGUAUCAUCAGCAUCUGAAGCACCACUGCCGAAGACUGUUUUACAGGAUAUCAGUGUUUUAACUGAGCCCAUAUUUUCCGGUGUAAACAGAGGAACACAGACAAUUGUGUUUGCUGAGCCAAUGCCUCUUAUUGAAAAGGAAGAAACCGUUACAGUUAGCUCAGCUCCACCAAUUGAGGCGACAUCUGAGCCUACUUCAGUUAGGUUUGGCGCGAUGGAGACACCACUUCAAUCUCUUUGCGAAGGCAGUAUUACCAGUGUGUUAAGCGAGCCAGUAGUUACAAGCCCGGAUGCACAAACAACAGAAGAUUUGGAGCCCAAGAUCAUGUCAACACAAUAUUUCUCUAAGGGCACAACAGUGAAUGCAUCUGCUCAAGUUACACACAUUUCUGAACAACAAGUGGUCGUGACUGAAGAUAUCACCUCUUUGAAGAUGAAAUUGCAGACUGUCGGAGUGCAGGCAGCUGAAAAACCCGAACCCGAAAAAGUGGUACCAACUCUCUCAACUGUGACAACCGUAGGAGUGCAGGCUCUAGCACUACCUGGCUACGUGGAAACGAUUUCGCAUAUUGCAGAAGGGUCGAAGACGGAAGUAUCACGACCAGUCAGUAGGUCAAUCGCCAUCAUGACAGACGUUUUCAUUGAGCCCAAACGACCUACUGUAGUGCAUGCUGUCCCACCAACUCAACCACUCGAACCUUCUACCACUGCAAUUUCCAGUGGUUGCAGUCCAGACUACGCCAAUGUGAGCAUUACAGCUCCAUCAAAGGAGGUCCUCACCACUACGUCUUCAGUGACUGAACCUUUAACACCGAAAGUCCCCACACAGGUCAUUAGCAUGGUUACCGAACUGUUACAUUUAAGUGUUGACGCGUCGACAGAACCGAUGAAGGUAGAGGAGCCAGAACCACUCAUUGAAAAAGAAGAACGUACGUCCGUGGCUCAUGCAGCACCACCAACAGAAACUGCACCGAUUGUCAGUUUUGUUAAACUUGGUCAUUCGCAGACGCCUCCUGCUUCAAAAACAUCAAACUCUGUCUGCACUUCUACAAUGACACUUUUGGAAAUUGCUCCACAAGCAACUGAUGUUGCUUAUGCAACUCCUCCUCACCCUCCCGCUCCUGCUCUUGAAAAGGCAGAGGUAACUGAUAAAUACAUGCAAACGCAACCACCACAAGUUGCUGAAUCGUUGACCAUGACGGAAGUCAGUGUUGUUAAGUCAAUCAACUUGCAGACCGAAGAGAGCGAAUUUAUUUGGGAAGAGGAAGUUCCCACCUACCCUACUAUGAAAUACAAUGCCGUGGAGACUAUUUUGAUGCCUUCAAAACAUCGCAGCAUUCAGUGCUCGCUAAUUGAUUCGCCGGCAGAAUCAAUUGAGCUAACAAGGAGUCCUGAAGAAUUUGCCUACGAAGAAGUUGAAGUGAACGAAACGUACUAUAAAUUCACUGACACUCAAGUAGUGGAAACGCAGACGGAGAGAGUACCAUUGAUGCAUUGGGCAGAGUUCAGCCCAAGCACUGGGUUCAGCAGUAUGCAGUCAACCCGCGAGUUCUACGAAUUGUUCAGAAGUGUGAGAGCAUCCACAUGGGAUCGAUGUGUCACUGAAGAACUGGAGGAAUAUUUCUCCAAUGUUGGCUAUUCGAUGAUGAACACGGACAUAUAUGAUGAAACUUUAAGUAGAGGUUACCUAAAGGAGUACUCAUCUGCGGUUGAGGAGGUGGAGAAGUACAUGGGCGCAGAGGUAGGUAUACAGUUCCCAUACGAAACAAUUGUUCAUGAGCCCUUCGAGUACGAAACAAGCACUAAGAGUGAACAAAGUGUGGAAGAGUCAUACACAAUGCGUCGAAGACUGGGUCAGAUAAGGGAAACCGAAUCCAUUGCCCUUCCAACAACCAAAGACUUCGGCGUUCAAAUCAAGCUGGAACCUGAGACUAGUGUUACGGAAAGUAGUGUGAUUGAAAUAAAGAAAACGGACCAAGUCUUCGCCUAUCAGCAGCCAGUAGAAAGUAAAGCAAUCACCAUUGACCGGGGUCAUCAGACCGAACUCGAUUCCACUGUGACGACUUACCAUAUGCAGAAAACGGACACGGAAACUGCUUACUCACAUAUAACCGAUGUGAUACACGUGGUGGACGAACCGAUGUACGUCAAGACCCAGGUUUGCAUUUCCACUGUGACAGAGGCGUCACAAACGGAACCGCUUUCUUAUGAUUACCUACGCCAGCAACUUGAAGGUCUAUCAAAACCGGAGGCGAAGUCCUUCCGUCAUGACUGCCUGCAUGAUUUGGACAUCAUGACCUACUUCUUCGACCAAGAUGCUCAUGAGGAAGAAUACCUGCAACGAGAACAGGAAAACUACCUUGUUUUGCCGAUGGGACAGCCUGAAACUGAGAAAUUGCCGAUCACGAUUCGCCAGCGCAUUGUCGAAUACGAGUUGUGUGACAUGAUGACUCAGAUUGACGCAAGAAGUUGGAACGACAUCCGCGAGGUAGCUAGUCCGAUCACAGGGCUGUUUGCUCCAGUAAGCUUUGCGAUUCGUCAGGGCUGGAUUCAGCUGGGUGGACAAAAUGAGUACAUCGAUCCAACCACCGGACACGCCAUUCCACUCGAGACGGCACUGGCACAGGGCCGCAUCCGAUUCGCGAACACUGCCUCCCCCAACGGCAACUUUACAUCCUCCCUUGUCUACAUUGAGCGUGAAUCUGCAGUACAGGAAAGAGCAGAUGCCACUUUCGUGCUCAACACUGUAAAUAGGGAAUACAUCCCAAUACGCCAAGCUCAGUUGGAUGGACUGAUACGUAAAGAUGAAAAUCAAGUAACCUGGGUGUUGAACAGUCUUGACAACACAUGGAUAACAGCCGAGGAGGCCAUUUCGCAGAAUAUCCUAAAAGUUGAUAAGAUCUACGAUCAGGAGAGUGAUGAAGAGGUGAUGUGGCGGCAGCAACCGAGUGUGGCCCGCGCUUAUCACGUGACAGCUAUCAGACCAGGUGGUGAACCAUGUGAGUGGCUAAGACCGGAGGACGCAGUACGACUCGGUCUCUUUAACAGACAAACCGGUGAUGUUGCUGUUGAUUGGCCUUCACGCCCAUCUUAUCAGCCAUUUGAGAGUGGCAAAACGCCACCGCCAGAAUUUGCCGUGUCUCAGUGGUGCAACUUCCUCACAGCCCGACAAGCGGGAUGGAUUCGAUUGGUGCCCGAGAUGAACAUCAACAAAUGGAUACCUCUCAGUCAGCCAAGCGGAUCUGGUGGCAAUAGACGCCUGUUGUCGACAUCAAUCAGUCUCCUUUCAAGCAGAGCUGGAAGACCCGAUCAAGAUCAGUCGGAUCUCUACAGACGAGAUGAUUACCAAAGAAGUGGACGUCCUCAGGUUGUAGUCAGACAGUAUUCCCCCUACGCACCUGACACGAUGCACAGUCAUCUUGGAAGCGGGUCUCACUCACCUGAAUAUGAAACAGAAAGUUCGAGAACUCCACCAUAUUUAACUGAAGUAGGUGAGUUUGAACACAGUGAGGUCUAUGUCCUUUCGUCUUCCCAUCACGGGCACAUGGAAGUCUCCGGUGAGCAAAUAUCGCAUCAGGAAGAGCAUUCAGGAAGUCAUCGAACGUUGGAAGUGGGAGAUGGUCAAUUUUACAGCUACCCCGCAACUAGUUAUCCGUCAGAUGGACCUGUAAGCACGGUUCGGCAUGAGUUCGAAGAGAUUCACGCGUAUGAGGACUCUAGUCGUGGUCACUACAGCGGAGAGCAAUCCUCAACGUGGUCUAGAAGUCAACAUUACACAGGGCAAGAACUUUCGACUAGAAUAUCCGACUGCUCCGUCACCACUGCCUUGACCAAAAACUCAUACAGGAUCGCGAAUGAGAGUUCGGAGGAGGAAUUGAACAAGGCCUGGAAUAAAGUGAGAAGCAGUGCCCUAGCUACACAAUACCAUGUGAAUGCUGCCGCUGAAUAUCAUCAGGACAAAUUAGGUGAAAUUAAGAAACAUCUAACUGAACUGGAUCGCCUGCGUAUCGUCUCGAAGUCAAUUACGCCAUUACACAGAGCAGUCCAACCACCUGAGGCUGCAAAAGAAUUUGAGGGUGUUAUUUUGUGCGAUUUUUUGGAUGAGUUGAAUAAGACAUACCUCAGACGAGGCCAGCGCGUAAAGGUGCUGGAGACAGGCCGACCGACAGUGAAUACGAGUACUGUGACUACGGACGAGCCUCCUCCGCUGAAACCCUACUGGAUCGUUCAGAGUACCACUCAGGAGAAACCAAUCAAAAUUCCCUCCGUUUAUGUGGGACUGACAAAAGACGACUCAGAUAGCACUGAUCGUGCUCUCUGCAUCUACGAACAAUUUUUCGACUCGUGGAGUGAUCAAAUCGACGAGUGGUUGUCCACCGGAGUUUUGCAUUUCAUGUCAUUUCUUGAUGAGGUAACACGAAAUAAGGACUUGUGCUUCGAAGAUCCUGAUAAAGUUUCACAUCUUCUGACCGAAUUGGAGUUGUCGUUUCCCCAAAAAGAGGGCGCAGAGACGAAUGAUGAAGUGUGGAAUAAAAUUGCCAUGGAGCAAAUGAGAUACUACAAUUCAGCGAAAUCUCGUUUCCGCAAAGAAAAGUACGCCGACGACUCGGCAAUGGAGCAAACUAUGCAAAGAUUUGAACAAUUUGCUGCCGAGGUGGAACAUCUAGCUUCGGAGUUAGAGAGGGUGCGAGAUGAACUUUCAUCUCUGUCGACGGUGCAAAGGUUGCAGGAAGGGCUGGAUCACGGUUUGUCAAAUAUCGCCUCCGAUUUAUAUGACAAAAGUGGAGGUCACGUGGUUUUGCAAAGAGAAGAAACCAGUAGUUUUGAAAGCUUGCAUAGGGAAUUUGAAGAACCCUGGCACCGGAUACGAAGAACGGCAAUCGAGGUUCAACGGAUUGUCAAUGUGAACGCACUUAAGACCCGGAGAACUGUUGGGAAAGAUAGGGAAAGUGAUUUGAGUAAUACUAUGACGCCUUUUGACAGAGUCUGUGAUAAAUGUCAGGGCCGACUGCAUACCAGACAUCGUUUGAUCAAAGAUGCAGGCAUGUCAGCCAUGCCUGUAGCAGAUUUCUUCAACUUGGAGACCCAGGUCUCCACAUUGAUUGCGACUGCAGGGAGCCAGACAUUGGAGCAACUUUCCUUGGUGCCUAUCACUGAACCGAAAAUUGAGGCCACUCCGAUGGCAGAAAGUGCUAUUAAGGCUAGUGGCUAUUCAGCUAUCUAUAGCGCCCCACCAGUGAACAGCAGGCUCAUUUCUACUGGAGUAAUGUCAUCGAUGCCAAAGCUGCGAAAUCGGUGA